AAGAUGGUAUCCCGUCUCAGUGCCCGCACGCUGCAGGGUAUCAGAAGGCACAGAGUGUCUUAGAGAACUGAGGCAACAUGGCGGUGACCCGGAGAGUUACGCCGCUGCUGAUACUUGCUUUGAUAUCAGUAUAUGACCUGGGAUCAGCAGAAUCAGAACCUGCCCAGCAGUACGCAAGUGACGAUAGUGAUGACCUUCUCUAUCCAUAUGGACCAGCUCAGGGUGACAAAAUUACCCCAGAAGAAGAUGAUGGGACAUCAGGAGAAGUCCCCCUCUCUAUCAGCUUUAAAUUCUCUGGGAAAGAAUACAAAUCUCUCUAUGUGAACAACAACGGAGUGAUUUCGUUCAACAGCGCGGUGGCGCAGUAUACACCUGAUCCUUUCCCACUCACAGAUGGUGAGACGUUCAUCACCCCUUUUUGGGGAGACGUGGAUAAUAAUCUGGGAGGUAAGGUGUACUAUAGGGAGACGACAGACCCCGCCCUACUGCAGAGGAUAACACGGGACAUGGCGAAGCAUCUGCCACUCAAACACUACGUAGCGACGUGGGCUUUCAUCGCCACCUGGGACAAAGUAGCCUAUUAUGGCGCAGCAUCUAAAAAGGUGAACACGUUCCAGGCUGUCCUUACUACUGACGGGUACCAUUACUUUGCCAUUUUAAAUUAUGGUGAUAUCCAGUGGACAACUGGAACCGCCAGUGAUGGAGAUCCCCUGACUGGCUUGGGUGGCACCCCGGCUCAGGCUGGAUUUAACAGUGGAGAUGACACUCACUACUUCAAUAUACCUGGAUCCAGAACAAAUGAGGUGUUAAAAAUAAAGUCUACAUCCAACGUCGACUACCCUGGACGAUGGGUUUUCGAAGUUGCCGAUUUUAAGGUUCCUGGAGGAUGCGUUUUCAAAGCAAAAUUUGCCAAAGAAGGUGAGGAGUUUUGGACAGAAUCCACCUGCGACACAAAGUGUACCUGCCAGAAUAAUGAGGUAUCCUGCGAAGCAAAGGCGUGCGGGACAUCCGGCGCCUGUGAAGCCUCAGGAUCAUUCUUCACAUGCAAAAUCAAGGAAAAAGUCUGCUUCUGAGAUGUACAAUCGCUCCUGGAAUUUACUUAAAUGUCCGUCUUGCCCAUUUUUUAUUUUUGCAAUCUAAAGGAGACAAUAUGGGGUAAAUUUACUAAAGCUUCUAAAACAGAGAAGUGGUGAAGUUGCCCAUAGCAACCAAUGAGAUGCUGUCUAUCAUUUCUCUUGCCAAUUCUGUUUUAGAAGCUUUAGUAAAUGUACUCCUAAGUCUUAUUUUAUACAGCAGUGCAAGCAUUAUACAUAUAUUGUGCAGUAACCAAUGAUAGCCAAUGAAAUGUCAGCUUUCAUUGAUAUGCUUGCGCUAUAUUGUUAAAAGCUGACUCCUUGCUGCUGUAGGUUACAGCACAUCAGUGCUUUUUGCACCAUGUUGUUAAAUAAACCAUAAAUAUCUGUGACAUGUUUAAUCAUAGUAAAAUUCUUAGCUACCGUAAGAUACUGUAUGUAGUCAUCCAGAAAUGUCAGUAAGCAUUAAUAUAGUCUGAUGCGGAAUAUGGUCCCACCUAUUACAGAUAGGAUCUUUUUAGUUGCAAUUUACUGCAAAAAAAUAAAUAAAUAGAACACAGAUUACCGGG
Pseudophryne corroboree (corroboree frog) is the source of this 1642-nucleotide messenger RNA. Its product is annotated as alpha-tectorin-like. Gene Ontology annotation, biological process: cell-matrix adhesion. The record is from RefSeq and is a predicted model, not a curated record. NCBI's taxonomy places the organism in Eukaryota, Metazoa, Chordata, Amphibia, Anura, Myobatrachidae. The coding region runs from base 78 to 1073 and encodes 331 amino acids. The transcript has 9 exons.